This is a messenger RNA of Miscanthus lutarioriparius, 1284 nucleotides long. Lineage: Eukaryota; Viridiplantae; Streptophyta; Magnoliopsida; Poales; Poaceae. The record is from the annotation of a GenBank genome assembly.
AUGGCCGCCGCCGGGGACUCCGUCAAGCAGCCGCUCCUCCACCGCGCGUACCCGUCGCACGUCGCGUCGGCGUCCUCGCCCGCGCUCCCGUCCGCGGCCCCGGGGUCCGCGGGCCGCCGCUUCCCGGGGGUGCUGGACGUCCCCAACCUGAAGAAGCGCGGCGGCGGCACGCGCAGCUGGAUCCGCGUCGAGGCCGCCACGGCCUCCGUGCAGACGCUGGAGAUCGACAAGGCCACCAUGAUGCGGCGCUGCGAGCUCCCGGCCCGGGACCUCCGCCUUCUCGACCCGCUCUUCGUGUACCCGUCCACGGUUCUGGGCCGCGAGCGCGCCAUCGUCGUCAACCUCGAGCAGAUCCGCUGCGUCAUCACCGCAGACGAGGUGCUCCUGCUCAACUCCCUCGACAGCUACGUCCUCCAGUACGCCGCCGAGCUCCAGCGCCGCCUCCUCCAGCGCGCUGAGGGCGACGAGCUGCCCUUCGAAUUCCGCGCACUCGAGCUCGCCCUCGAGGCCGCAUGCUCCUUCCUCGAUGCGCAGGCAGCGGAAUUGGAAAUUGAAGCAUAUCCAUUAUUGGAUGAGCUGACAUCCAAAAUCAGUACUCUCAAUUUGGAACGUGUCCGGCGAUUAAAAAGUAGACUAGUUGCAUUGACCAGAAGAGUUCAAAAAGUCAGAGAUGAAAUAGAACAACUAAUGGAUGAUGAUGGUGAUAUGGCUGAGAUGUAUCUCACCGAAAAAAAGAUGAGGAUGGAAUCAUCUGUCUUUGGUGACCAGUCUUUGUUGGGCUACAAUUCAGCAGGCGCUGCUGGGACUUCAGUUUCAGCUCCUGUAUCUCCAGUCUCAUCACCCACAGAAUCACGAAAACUAGAGAAAACUUUCAGUUUGUGUAGAAGUAGGCAUGACAGUACAAAGGGCUCAGAUAACACAACGACAGAGCAUAUCCAGGAGCUGGAGAUGUUACUGGAAGCUUAUUUUGUUGUUAUCGACAGCACUCUGAACAAGCUGACAUCGCUGAAAGAGUAUAUUGAUGACACUGAAGACUUCAUCAACAUUCAGCUGGACAAUGUGCGGAACCAGCUGAUCCAGUUUGAGUUGCUGCUAACGACAGCGACAUUUGUUGUGGCCAUUUUCGGAGUGGUUGCUGGGAUAUUUGGGAUGAACUUUGAAACAUCGGUUUUCAACAUAGAGAAUGCAUUCCAGUGGGUCCUUGUAAUUACUUCAGUGGUCGGCGUUUUCAUCUUCUGCUCGUUCCUUUGGUUCUUCAAGUACAAGAGACUGAUGCCUUUGUAG